AUGGCUUCCAAGUUGAUCCCUUCAGUCCCGCGGGUCGGCCGCCAGUUCAUUCACCAGCUUGCCCGGCGCCAAUGCAGACAGUUCUCGGCUGGUCCCCAACGUCGCAGCGACUCGCUCAUGGUGCACCGCAACUCGCCUGUGAACAACCCGUCCAUCCCCUUCAAGUUCAACGAGGAGAGCCUCAAGCUCAUCGAUGAGAUCCUCAAGCGUUACCCACCCCAGUACAAGAAGGGCGCCGUCAUGCCCCUGUUGGACCUGGGCCAGCGUCAACACGGCUUCACCAGCAUCAGCGUCAUGAACGAGGUCGCGCGCAUUCUCGAGAUGCCGCCCAUGCGUGUUUACGAGGUCGCCACUUUCUACACCAUGUACAACCGUGAGCCUGUGGGCAAGUACUUUGUUCAGGUUUGCACGACGACACCCUGCCAGCUUGGAGGCUGCGGUAGCGACAAGAUCGUCAAAGCCAUCACGGAACACCUGGGCAUCACCCCCGGUCACUCCACCGAGGAUGGCCUGUUCACCUUUAUCGAGGUCGAGUGUCUGGGUGCCUGUGUCAACGCCCCCAUGGUCCAGAUCAACGACGACUACUACGAGGACCUGACCCCUGAAUCCACCAAGUCGCUGCUCACGGCCCUCAAGGACGCCGCCCUGGCCACCGGCGCCAAGGUACCCGCUCCGGGUCCCCUGAGUGGCAGAGAGAGCUGCGAGAACAGUGCCGGCCUGACAAACCUGCAAAACCCCGUCUGGGAUCCCGAGACCAUGAUGCGCAAGGAUGGUGCCUUGGACGCAUAA
Molecule: messenger RNA, 789 nt
Organism: Penicilliopsis zonata CBS 506.65
Lineage: Eukaryota; Fungi; Ascomycota; Eurotiomycetes; Eurotiales; Aspergillaceae
Exons: 3
Coding region: 1-789 (262 amino acids)
Molecular function (GO): NADH dehydrogenase activity
Source: RefSeq, a predicted model, not a curated record